AACCGGUUGCGAUUUUGGAUAAAAUGGUGACAACCCAACGAUAUGAACACAUAGCAAAGUUGGCAGGAGACUUUGUGCUUGGCGUGCGCGAAAAAUGUGUUAAUUCGAACAGAAGGUUUUGUCUCAGACACUUAUCACAGGUUGACGUCAGUGGUUUUGGUGUUGGUGCGCAUAUCGCUGGCAGAACUUGUCAAUACUUGCAACAAACAUUGCGCCAACGUCCUCGAAUAUUAUUGGCUUUGGAUCCAAUAAAAACACCUCUCUUGGGAACAACAAUAAAGGAUACGAUUAAGAGAGGUGAUGCCGAUUAUGUUCAAGUAAUUCACACUUCCCAAGAGGUUGGAAUCUGGGAUCAACUUGGAGAUGUGGAUAUCUAUGUAAGAUCUGAUAGUCAGAGCCAUUCAGAUCCUUUGAAUGAUGAGCACGGAAUCGCAUUCUUUAUUCAUCUUGCAACAUCUACAAAGCGGCUAUAUUUAACGGCCUCAUCAAACGAAAAUGGAAUUGGCACCGUUUCAAUAAUGCCACCCAUGACAAAGGCGAUUGAAUGUCUAAUCGGUGUAUAUGGCUUUCCGAAAUGGAAUGACAUUGGGAAAAGGUUUGGCUUUUCGCUGGAUAAUCGUAGCUCAUUGUUCUGGAGAGAAAUGACCCAUUUUGCUUGGACCGAUAUUCAUUUGAACUCUCAACUUGGAGCAGGAGUACGUCCUUUUGGUAGGACCAAACUCUUUUCGGGCACUCAACCUGAAGUAAGAGUAAAUGAAUCAAGCGAUUCAGACGACGAUGAAUGCACAAUAUGCUGCAAAAAUAAGAUAAAUGCCCGUUUAUCAUGUAAUCACGAAAUGUGCCAUACUUGUUGGAUUAGGUGGAAUUAUACGCCAGAAUCCCAAAAUAAAUGUCCAAUGUGCAAACAAACAGUUACUAGUGUUGACAAGUUCAGUUAAGAAAUAUUAGGUAAAGUUACUACUUUGAAAGCUAUUUCCACAUCAUAUGAACCCUUCAAUUUUACAUUUCAAACUCGGUCAUAGUUGAAGGUCACCUCGAACGGAAAGUGAAAAUUGGGAUUUCAAUCAUUUUUUAUUCAUAUAUUUAGUAAAUAAUUAUUUGUAUUAUUUACCGAGAACUUAUAACUUGAACUCAAUAAUUAAUAAUACCAAAUAAAAACUUUCCUUUCAAAAUAAAACCAAUUUAUUUGAUGAUAAUAAUGAAUAACAUUCAACAGAUCUGCUCGGUAUUUUCAACAAUUCAAUUUUUUUAAUUUAGAAAUUGUAUUGUUUCGGCAAUUGAGAAUUUACAAUAAUAAAAAUUGUUUUUAAAUGAUCCGAGUGAAAGUGCUAGAUUAUUCAUCAAUUGCCAAUGUUCACCCGUUUCACGUGGACAAAUAAAAUGUUUCAAAACCAA
This is a messenger RNA of Contarinia nasturtii (swede midge), 1395 nucleotides long. RefSeq lists its product as uncharacterized. Gene Ontology annotation, molecular function: lipase activity. The transcript is spliced from 2 exons. Bases 24 to 938 code for a protein of 304 amino acids. NCBI's taxonomy places the organism in Eukaryota, Metazoa, Arthropoda, Insecta, Diptera, Cecidomyiidae. The record is from RefSeq and is a predicted model, not a curated record.